This is a messenger RNA of Labrus bergylta (ballan wrasse), 2121 nucleotides long. RefSeq names its product vascular endothelial growth factor D (gene vegfd). The record is from RefSeq and is a predicted model, not a curated record. Gene Ontology annotation, molecular function: chemoattractant activity; vascular endothelial growth factor receptor 3 binding; growth factor activity. Gene Ontology annotation, cellular component: membrane. NCBI's taxonomy places the organism in Eukaryota, Metazoa, Chordata, Actinopteri, Labriformes, Labridae. Gene Ontology annotation, biological process: positive regulation of mast cell chemotaxis; positive regulation of angiogenesis; vascular endothelial growth factor receptor signaling pathway.
UGCUGGCAUCUUGUUUCCCCUCACACUUAACAGAGGUCUGGAUCACAUUUAGAACACAUGUUACUGCUCUUUGGCUGUGUGCGUUUCGACAAGUCCAGAGGCUACAGACACUGAUCAGGGAUUUAAGUGGACUUGAUCACUUGUCAGACAGACAUUUAAAGAGGAAGACGGGGAACACACAAGCAAAUAAAAAGGCAGCGGGACCAGCAGGGCUGACACCAACACAGACAAACUAAGCUUCUCAAAGCUUUUUUAGUGUUCGCCCACAUCUAAGAGGAAGAAAUUGUGCGGCUACUUUUAAACCUGUGGGUUUUUUUUUUUCUACAAGGAUUUACAAGAGAGAACUGACGACUGGCAGAGAGGACGUUAUACUUAAAUGCUGGUAUAUUGUGACCUCUGAAAUUAGCAGGAAGACAGAAGUCAGCAGAGUUUCAGGAAGUGGGAAAAGAAGAAAAGAGUGUGAACAGUUUGUUUAGAUUUUCCAGCUAGAGGCUCUGAAAUAUCUCAAAGGCCUUCAAUCAGUUUGGACAGAAGAGACAGUGUGUCGGUUGAGACAAUUUAAAAGGAAAGUUUUGUCUUGUUUCAUUUCAAGCUUCUGGACACCCUGCUCUCUGCAUCAAAGCUUCUGCAGUAAGAGGUGCAUGUUUUAAAGCCUCCUCCAUUUGGCGUGUCUGGGUCUCCGUGACAGGUUACGUCUGGCUUAGACACACACACACACACACACACACACUUUCUACAGUGCAGCUGUAAGAUCAAGAGUUUGUGUUGCACAUACCGGCGCUGAGAAUCUCAGUGUGUGUGUGUGUGGUCUGAGGCACUCAGCUGGUCUGGGAAACUGAGUCAGCCUUGUACUGCUCUUGUACUGUUGAGGGUUUCUCAGAAGAAGAGAGCGGAGCCAAGGGAUGAAGAUGAAGAUGAGCGGGGCUCUGUGCAGACUCUCCUGCUUGGUCACUCUGGUGGUGGAGCUGAGCUGGAUACACGUUGGAUACAGCAUGCAUAGAGAGGCAGGAAGCAGGGUAAUGAAGCAGUGGGAGAGGAAGGUACGCUCAGCCUCCAGCUUGGACGAACUGCUGAUGCUCGCAGACUUUCCCGACUGGAAGUUAUGGAAGUGUCGUCUGAGUCUGCAGCAGCCGGAGAACCUCUCCUCCCAACCUUCAGCCGGCUCACACCGCUCCACACGAUACGCUGCUGAGUCUUACAGCCUGGAGAUACUAAAAGCCAUAGAUGAAGAGUGGCAGAGGACUCAGUGCAUGCCGAGGGAAACCUGUGUCGAUGUGGCCAAGGAGCUGGGCACAGACCCCUCAAUGUUCUUCAAGCCCCCCUGUGUGUCCGUCUACAGGUGCAGUGGCUGCUGCAACCAAGAGGGUGUCACCUGCAGAAACACAACGAUUGAAUAUGUGAAUAAAACUGUCCUUAGUGUAAUUCCAUUUAAGUUUGUACCAGAACCAGUGCUAAUAAAAGUAGCUAAUCACACAGAGUGCAGAUGCAUGGAGCCCGCCAUAAUACGCCGUAAUGCUCAACCUGGCAGCAGCAGCGGCUGCUCUCCAAUGAGCCAGCUGUCAGACGCAGAGGACUUGAGGAGACUUUGUGCCAGUGGGUUGAUUUGGGAUUGUUCAACAGACAGAUGCAUACCCUACCCUUCCAGUGCACCAGAGAUUCCACUCGGCUCCUGGAUGCCCGACUGUGAGAUCGACGUCGAUCGCUGUGACUGUCUUCCUAGAACUGCGCCAACCACCCAGACAAGACCAAUCCAUCGCUGUCAUCUCAACUCUUCCAUCUGCGCCCACAGGCAUCAGCGUUUUGAUCACAACUCCUGCAGAUGCAGAUGGCCCAAGUAGAAGUCCACCGGGGAAAUACAUUUCGACAACCUGCUCGCAAAGGAUGUUUGUGUGUUUGAAGGCAGAGAAAAAAACGUAUAAUUUAUUUACAGUCCUAUUUAUGUUGAUCGCUUUAACUAAUUAAAAUUACCUUAAUUAACUCACACGACAAUGUUAAUUGAUUUUUUUUUUAACAUGACUGCUUUUUGUUCCAAUCAAUUUGAAACAUUUUAUGAUUUGUACAUUUGUUCUUUGUGCACUGAAUUUGUAGUUUAUAUUAAAGAUUAUUUUUAUAUCAUUUGAA